Messenger RNA from Bicyclus anynana (squinting bush brown), 4225 nucleotides. It is a transcript of the gene Ir8a, whose product is annotated as glutamate receptor ionotropic, kainate glr-3. The transcript is spliced from 19 exons. The record is from RefSeq and is a predicted model, not a curated record. Bases 439 to 3117 code for a protein of 892 amino acids. Gene Ontology annotation, molecular function: glutamate-gated receptor activity; transmitter-gated monoatomic ion channel activity involved in regulation of postsynaptic membrane potential. Gene Ontology annotation, cellular component: postsynaptic membrane; plasma membrane. NCBI's taxonomy places the organism in Eukaryota, Metazoa, Arthropoda, Insecta, Lepidoptera, Nymphalidae. Gene Ontology annotation, biological process: monoatomic ion transport; synaptic transmission, glutamatergic; modulation of chemical synaptic transmission.
CGACCAACCGACCGAAUUAGAAAAAAAAAUCCCUUUUUUGUAAUAAAUCUAAAACACCCAAAAUAAUUAGAGUUCAUAGUUGUUAAAUAGAGAAAAAAUAUUUUUUGACUUAGUGUGUGUGUUUUUGGUGGUGCCACAGACAGACUAACAGACAGACAGACGCGUUAAACGUAAUAACACCCUCUCUUUUUGCGUCGGGGAUUUAAAAGGCUCAUUCAACGUGUUGCAAUACCAGAACGGACUAGAAGUUUGGCGCAUACUAUACUUAUCUUAUGUCGUCAGUUCAAAAACAGUGUUAUGUUUGAAAAAUUAAGAAUAUUGUUUUACGUUUUCCUCACACUGUUCAUACCGUAUUUGUUGCAAGAGUACAUUUCUGCGAUUCUAAUAAAUAAAGUAAGAAAAUGUAACAGCUGUUCAUCGUGCAGAAACCGAUAGAAAAUGGAGCUUCAAAUUCUGUUUUUGCUCAUUUUCUUGAUAAACUUGACCUGUGUGGUUUCUGAACUGAGUUUAAGAUUCGUAAUAAUAGUUGAGAAGCACGACACGGACUUGCCCCAACAGUUAGAACGCGCUCUGAAGUUGGCAGAAGAGAAUACGCCUGGAGUGACAGUGUCUGAUGACGUCAUACUCCUCGACCGACAGUUUGAGGAGGAGAGCCAUAGACAACUAUGCUCAUUUAUAUCGAAGGGUGUCUCCAUCAUCAUAGACCUGUCCUGGUCACCCUGGGAGGCGGCGGAGGAGUUAUCUUCUUCAGCAGGAGUGCCGCUGGUCCGAACGGUACUAGGCUCGCAGCAACUGGUAGGAGGCAUCAACAGCUACCUGGAGUCGAGGAAUGCUACAGACGCGGCUUUUUUGGUGGAGAAUGAAAGCGAUGUGGACAGAUCGCUGUACUCGCUACUGGGGCGGUCGGCUGUACGCGUUUGGGUACACGCCGGCCUCACGCGGGACACGGCGACCGCGCUGAGGAGUAUGCGGCCUCAGCCCAGCUUGCAUGUCAUUGUGGGGAACAGCGCUUUCGUCACAGCUACUUAUAGACGGGCUGUCAAAGAAAAAUUAGUAAAACGCAACUACACAUGGAACUUAGUGCUCACAGACUAUGAGAAAAUCGACACAUCGAUGUUGGUGCUACCGGCUGUGGUACUGCAAGCUGACCCCGCGGAGUGUUGUCGGCUGUUGAACAUGAGGGACUGCACUUGUAAUCUAACUGCGCAGAAAACAGAGUACAUAAUCAACAACUUGAUACAAUACUCCGUGGAUGCUCUCGUGAAGGUUGACGCUGACGUCAUGACCAUCGACUGCGACAACCCGGCUGGAGAACUAAAUGCCACCAAAGAGAGGCUCCAUCAACUUCUAGAAGAUGACAGCAUGAAUAAUGAGACUUUGUUCUAUUGGGAUGAGGAGAGCUCCAGUCUCCUGCUCCGGUCGCGUUUUACCCUGUCUACGUACACGGUGGAAGAGGGUCUGCAAAGGGCUGCGUACUGGUACGCUAACGAAGAGUACCACUUACUGCCUGGUGUGGAGCUGGUACCUUUGAGGAACUACUUCCGUAUUGGCACUUCAGCUGCAGUGCCGUGGAGUAUGGUGAAGUACAACCCGGAGACGGGGGAGCCGGUGCUGACGGAGGAGGGGCAGCCGGUCUAUGAGGGGUACUGCAUCGAUCUCAUUCAUAAAAUCGCUGAGUCAAUGGGCUUCGACUACGAAAUUGUGACUCCAAAAUCGGGCUCUUUUGGUAUGCGACUACCAAAUGGCUCUUGGGAUGGUAUUGUGGGAGAUCUGACUACUGGGGAGACGGACAUCGCCGUGGCAGCCCUGACGAUGACGGCGGAGAGAGAAGAGGUGGUGGACUUCGUGGCGCCGUAUUUUGAGCAAACUGGCAUUCUAAUUGUGAUACGCAAGCCGAUCCGCAAGACGUCCCUGUUCAAGUUCAUGACGGUGCUGCGCACGGAGGUGUGGCUCAGCAUCGUGGCGGCGCUGCUGCUGACCGGCUGCAUGAUCUGGCUGCUGGAGAAGUACUCCCCCUACUCCGCCAGGAACAACCCUGACGCCUACCCCUACCCGUGCCGGGAGUUCACCCUAAAAGAGAGCUUCUGGUUCGCUCUGACGUCGUUCACGCCUCAGGGUGGUGGAGAAGCCCCCAAGGCGUUGUCGGGGCGUACCCUGGUCGCCGCCUACUGGCUCUUCGUGGUGCUCAUGCUGGCUACCUUCACCGCCAACCUGGCUGCCUUCCUGACUGUGGAGAGGAUGCAGACACCGGUCGCCUCCCUCGAGCAGCUGGCGCGCCAGUCCCGCAUCAACUACACGGUGGUGGAGAGCUCCACCAUACACCAGUACUUCAUCAACAUGAAGUUCGCGGAGGACACGCUGUACAGGGUGUGGAAGGAGAUCACCCUGAAUGCCACAUCCGACCAGGCGCAGUACCGCGUGUGGGACUACCCUAUACGGGAGCAGUAUGGUCACAUCUUGCUGGCUAUAAAUGCGUCAGGCCCCGUGCCGGAUGCCGCGACAGGGUUCCAGCAAGUGAAUGAACAUUCUGAAGCUGACUUCGCCUUCAUACACGACUCAGCUGAAAUUAAGUACGAAAUAACCCGUAACUGCAACCUGACAGAGGUAGGCGAAGUCUUCGCCGAGCAGCCAUACGCGAUAGCAGUGCAGCAAGGCUCCCGCCUGCAGGAGGACCUGUCCCGGACCCUGCUGGACCUGCAGAAGGAGCGCUUCCUGGAGCAGCUGUCCAGCAAAUAUUGGAACGAAACUGCGCGCCAAGAGUGUCCCGAUGCUGAUGAAUCGGAAGGAAUCACGUUGGAGAGUUUGGGCGGUGUUUUUAUAGCGACUUUAUUCGGAUUGGGUCUCGCAAUGAUUACCUUGGCCUGGGAAGUUUUCUAUUACAAGAGAAAAGAGAAAAACAAAGUGCAGGCCAUAGACGCGACCAUAGAGAAGACAGAGGCGUUCGCGGAGAAGAAGGAGAAACUACCUGUUAAGGUGGCGGAAAGUGUUGCCAAGUUACGGAAGAGGAAUAAGAAAAAGAACAUAGUCAAGACUGUCACUAUCGGAGACCAGUUCAAACCGGCAGAUAAAGGAGUCUCAUAUAUUAGUGUGUUUCCCAGAGAUGGUUAUCGACCUUAGAUUCAUUACCAUGGAUUGAUUUGAAUCUCAAUUUUCUUCAAAGAAAAUUGAAACUAAUCACUACUGUUUAAAUUUCACUUUACUUUGUAUCCGCACCCAAAUUCACCAACAAAAUUGUCUGUAAUUUUUUGAGGGGGACGAGGUACACUCACACAUUAAAAAUGUUUAACACCAAUAAAUACUCGCUUAAUACCAAUACGUGUCGUACCAAAUCCUAGCACAGUCUUUCCCGACUAGUUGGAGGGGAAUGGAAUAUUGGUCAUAAUAAAAAAAAAGAUAUGGCAAAUAUUCUUUAAAAAAAUUAAGAAAAAAAAAUUGUCAACGCAUCACAUUAUAUUGUAACCGCACCGACAGAGUUUCUCUUUGUUAAGUCUAACCUUAAUUUAUUUGUGAAAUAAUAUUUUAGUGAAAUCAAAGUGUUUUUAAUUAACCUUCUGAUUAGGUACCCUAAAUAGCCACCGUAUACAGGUCCUAAAAGGUAAGACUUGCGAGGCAGGUCUCUUUAUAAUUUGUCUGAGACAUACAAGGACGUAGUAGUAUAGUACGACCGCUCAGAAAUUGCAUUUCUGACACCUGUCAAUGAGAGAUAAUGUCAAUGUCAUAUUUAAAUAUCUUUUGCUAAGCUUAAUCACGAGUAAUAACACUAAUUUAAUAAAUAUACCAGUAUACAAUAAACGUACUAAUUUUUGGAUCAAAUUAUUACAAACUAGCGAAUGCCCGCGAAUUCGUCCGCCCUUAAACCUCUUUAAUCCAGCCCUUACAGUAGUAUCGCUGUAAAAAUAAAGUAACUUCUCCCGUUUUCCCAACAUUUCCCUUCACUGCUCUGCUCCUAUUUAUCGUAGCGUGAUGAAAAGUAUACUAUAACCUGCCCAGGAGUAUGAAGAAUAAUUGCACCAAGUUUCGUUAAAUCCGUCGAGUAGCUUUUGUUUCUAUAACGAACAGACAGAGAGACAGGCAAAAAUUUUACUGAUUGCAUUUUUGGCAUCCCUGAUAGUUAUUUUGGAAAUAUAUUUCAUGUACAGAAUUAACCUCUCUGCAGAUUUAUUAUACGUAUAAAUAGAUAAUUAAAUAACAAAUAUAAAAAGGUGACGUUGACAGGUGUCAAAAC